AUGCUCGACCUCAAUGACUUUAUCGCCGAGCGCGGCGGAAAUCCCAACAAGAUCAAGGAAAGCCAGCGCAAGCGUUUUGCCCCUGAGGAAGCUGUCGAUGAAGUGAUUGCAUUGUAUGAGGAGGCUCGGCGCGCGCGCUAUGAGGUGACACAAUUUGGUUCGCAGCUAAACCCCCUGCUGAAGCAGAUUGGCAUGAAGAAGAAGAAAGUAAAAGACAGAAUUCUCGCUGACCUUCUUUACCUUACUCCGCAGAAUAAGGAGGAUGCUACCGAGCUCAUGGAGCAAAAGGCGGAACUUGAAACGCGCAAGAAGGAGGCCGAGGACAAAGCCACCCAGAAGGAAUUGGAGCGAGACCGCAAGAUUCGUACCAUCGGAAACUAUGUUCACGAGUCUGUGCCCGUCAGCAACAAUGAGGACAACAACGAGAUUAUCAAGACCUGGACCCCCACAGAUGCUGUCAUGGACCGACCCGGCUGCCUCUCCCACCACGAAGUUCUGACCCGUCUGGAUGGAUACGACCCCGAGCGUGGUGUGAAGAUCGUCGGUCACCGUGGAUACUGCUUGACUGGAUACGGCCUGUUCCUCAACUUGGCCCUGGUGAACUACGGCUUGGAAUUCCUGUUCAACAAGGGCUACACGCCCAACCAGCCCCCUCAAUUCAUGCUCAAGGACCUCAUGGCCAAGACAGCCCAGCUGGAGCAAUUCGACGAGGAGCUGUACAAGGUCACCGAGAGCGAAGAGCAGUCGACGGACAAGUAUCUCAUCGCUACCUCGGAGCAGCCUUUGUCUGCUCUUCACGACAGCGAGUGGUUGCAGGACAAGGAUCUGCCCAUUAAAUACGCCGGAUACAGCACGUGUUAUCGCAAGGAAGCCGGUGCUCACGGCAAGGACGCUUGGGGUAUUUUCCGUGUCCACCAGUUCGAGAAGAUUGAACAAUUCGUUCUCACCAAGCCCGAGGAUUCGUGGCAAGCCUUUGAAGAUAUGAUGGCCACCUCUGAAGAGUUCUACCAAUCCUUGAAGCUCCCCUACCACGUGGCGGCCAUUGUCUCCGGUGCGUUGAAUAACGCUGCUUCCAAGAAGUACGAUCUGGAGGCUUGGUUCCCCUUCCAGAAGGAGUACAAGGAGCUCGUCUCUUGCUCCAACUGCCUCGACUACCAGUCCCGUGCUCUGGAGAUCCGCUAUGGCGUGAAGAAGGCGACCGACCUAAAGAAGACCUACGUGCACGCUCUGAACGCCACUUUGUGUGCCACAGAGCGUACUCUUUGCUGCAUUCUGGAGAACUACCAGCGUGAGGAUGGUAUCGAGGUCCCCGAGGUUCUGCGCAAGUACAUCCCCGGCCAGCCCGAGUUCCUGCCCUAUGUCAAGGAGCUCCCCAAGGGUUCCACUUCCCAGCAGAAGAACAAGAAGGAGAAGUCUGCCGGGGGUGCCGAGGACGCCGCCAAGAAGAUGCAGAAUCUGACGGUCUGA
This is a messenger RNA of Penicillium diatomitis, 1467 nucleotides long. Its product is annotated as serine--tRNA ligase SES1. Gene Ontology annotation, molecular function: ATP binding; serine-tRNA ligase activity; tRNA binding. The record is from RefSeq and is a predicted model, not a curated record. The transcript has 7 exons. Gene Ontology annotation, cellular component: cytosol. The coding region runs from base 1 to 1467 and encodes 488 amino acids. Gene Ontology annotation, biological process: seryl-tRNA aminoacylation. Lineage: Eukaryota; Fungi; Ascomycota; Eurotiomycetes; Eurotiales; Aspergillaceae.